Molecule: messenger RNA, 396 nt
Organism: Eutrema salsugineum
Lineage: Eukaryota; Viridiplantae; Streptophyta; Magnoliopsida; Brassicales; Brassicaceae
Exons: 2
Coding region: 1-396 (131 amino acids)
Source: RefSeq, a predicted model, not a curated record
AUGUCUGAUCACCGAGAAGAACCCAGCAACAACAACGACAAGCUCUUGUUGGAAGCCAUGAUGGCUGAAAUGAAAAAAAUGAUGGCUGCUCAGUUUCAUCAAUUUCGACAAGAGAUCCAUCAACAUCAGUGUUAUGCGAGACCAGACAGAGAACCAAGGACAAAUAAUCCUGGACAAUUGCCAGAGAGGGUCAGAGAAAAAGUCAGGCCAACGAACGAUCCAGAUGCUUCUCUAGAGUGGAAAAAGAAAAUUGAAUUAGUGUUCAACUGUCAGCACUACACUGAGAUCAACCGGGUGAGAGUGGCAGCAACAGAGUUCUAUGAUUAUGCCCUCAGCUGGUGGAAUCAGGUAGUCACUUCUCGUAAGCGCAAUGGAGAAUACCCUGUGGAAUCUUAA